Molecule: messenger RNA, 300 nt
Organism: Vicia faba (fava bean)
Lineage: Eukaryota; Viridiplantae; Streptophyta; Magnoliopsida; Fabales; Fabaceae
Source: the annotation of a GenBank genome assembly
AUGGACUAUUCUAUUUUUGGAGAUGUCUUAGCUUUCGAUGCCACAUACAGGAAAAUAAGAUACAGUACCCCGCUAGUGAUAUUGUAUGGAGUCAAUCAUCAUAAUCAAAGAAUAAUAUUUGCAAGUGCAACAAUUGGUGAUGAAACCAAAGAAAGUUAUGUUUGGCUUUUGAAGACGUUUGUGGAAGUUAUGGGCGGAAAGUAUCCUAUAUUCGUUAUAAUCGACGGUGAUUUGGCCACGAGGAAUGCAACAAAAAGGCAAUGCAUGCUGGGAGAUUUUGAUGUUGAUGAGUUCGAGUGA